UUCAGGGCACAGCAGUAUUAGUUGAGAUAGAAGCGAGAAACGGUUAUUCUCCUGUUUAGUUGGUCGAUUCGAAAAAAAAGUUUGAAAUGCAAAAAAAGUUUGAUCAAAUAGUUAUUCGGUUCUAGUUGUUCUGUUGUUAUCGUCGAUUAUAUAUAGUUUUUGUUAAAAAAGGAGUAAUUAUUGAUAGGUUUUUCAUACCAGAAUGUGUCCCUCACCUCAUACGCAAUCAAAAUCAUAAAGUGUGAAAAUCUAAAGGGUUACUGGGGGUAUUGAGGUGUGAUUCAAGUGAAAAAAAUAUAAGUUCCUUCAAUUCUCUACGCUGUUCAAUCGCCCAGUGAAAAAAUGAGGUUUUUAAAACGAAUUAGUUGAAGGGUAAGAAAAUUGCGACGGUCCUUGGAAAUUUGACCGCAGUGGCUGAAAAGAAGGAGGAGCUUUAGUCAGUCAGCAGUUGUGCCGCUCCUCCGAAGUGAGUGUCACCUGCAAUAUGAGAUGUGUUGAAUGCGGGAUGCGAGACAAAUAAAACUGAUAAUGGGAUUAAACGUGGAAACCUACUGUUUAAUGCGGUUACAAAACACCAAAUCUCGUUCAUUCAGAAAAUCAUCAGCAGCAGCAGCAGAACGAGGCACAUCGAAUGAGUUCUCAUUUUCAGCUGGAAAGAACUGGCUAAGAGGAAUUGAUAUAAGUGACUAAAGUGUAAAAUUUGUUCGGUUCUGUUCAGUGGUUGUGCUUUUAAUAUCUAGAUAUAAAAAAAAUCUGUGCUUAAUAAAUAAAAUCACAGGGAAUUGUGUGGUUAGAAGGUGUUUUAGAGAUAUUUGACGAAAAUCUUCGCUCUCGGUUUAUGCGUGUGAAACCAUAAAGUAUGUAUACCGAUAGCAGUAUUGUGAUUUUACAACGAAGUGGAGAACAUCUACUAUAUCGAGAUCAAUCUGGAGCACUCUGAGUGAACGAAACGUCUGACAAUGCCAGGAGGGAGACGGGGGCUGGUGGCUCCUCAAAACACGUUCCUGGAAAACAUCAUACGUCGGUCUAACUCACAGCCGGAUAGUUCUUUUCUGCUAGCAAAUGCUCAAAUUGUGGAUUUUCCGAUUGUCUACUGCAAUGAGGCUUUCUGCAAGAUUAGCGGUUACAACCGGGCGGAGGUUAUGCAGAAAUCGUGCAGGUGUGGUUUCAUGUACGGGGAGCUGACGGAAAAGGAAACGGUAGCCCGGGUGGAGUAUUCCCUGGAACAUCAGCAGCAUGAUCAGUUUGAAGUUUUGCUCUACAAAAAGAACAAAACUCCGCUAUGGCUUCUACUACAGGUGGCGCCCAUUCGAAACGAACGGGACCUGGUGGUACUAUUCUUGCUCACAUUCCGCGACAUCACGGCCCUGAAGCAGCCGAUCGACAGCGAAGAUACGAAAGGAGGCCUGUCAAAAUUCGCCAAACUUGCUCGAUCUGUUACCCGGAGCCGUCAAUUCAGUGCGCAUUUGCCUACGCUAAAGGAUCCUACAAAGCAAUCUAAUCUAGCUCAUAUGAUGUCAUUAAGUGCCGAUGUUAUGCCACAAUAUCGCCAGGAAGCGCCAAAAACACCGCCGCAUAUUUUAUUGCAUUAUUGUGCAUUCAAAGCAAUCUGGGACUGGGUGAUAUUGUGUUUAACGUUUUAUACUGCAAUUAUGGUACCAUACAAUGUAGCCUUCAAAAACAAAACAUCCGAGGAUGUGUCACUACUGGUAGUUGACUCGAUAGUCGAUGUUAUAUUUUUCAUAGAUAUUGUAUUGAAUUUCCACACAACAUUCGUUGGCCCUGGAGGAGAAGUGGUUAGCGACCCGAAGGUUAUUCGUAUGAAUUACUUGAAAUCAUGGUUCAUUAUUGAUUUGCUCAGCUGUCUGCCGUACGAUGUCUUUAACGCAUUUGACCACGAUGAAGAUGGAAUUGGUUCACUUUUCAGUGCGUUAAAAGUGGUGCGUUUACUGCGACUGGGGCGCGUCGUUAGGAAGCUAGACCGGUACCUGGAGUAUGGAGCCGCGAUGUUAAUCCUACUGUUAUGCUUUUAUAUGCUGGUUGCGCACUGGUUAGCAUGCAUUUGGUACUCCAUAGGCCGCAGCGAUGCCGAUAACGGGGUGCAGUACAGCUGGCUAUGGAAACUAGCCAAUGUCACCCAGAAUCCAUACUCGUACAUGUGGUCCAAUGAAACUAACGCCCCGGAACUGGUGAAUGGACCGUCGAGGAAGACGAUGUAUGUUACGGCGCUGUAUUUCACGAUGACAUGCAUGACAUCGGUUGGAUUCGGAAAUGUAGCUGCUGAGACGGACAACGAGAAGGUAUUCACUAUCUGCAUGAUGAUAAUUGCAGCGCUUCUGUACGCCACCAUUUUCGGUCAUGUAACCACAAUUAUCCAGCAAAUGACAUCCGCCACGGCAAAGUACCAUGAUAUGUUGAACAAUGUGCGAGAGUUCAUGAAACUGCACGAAGUUCCGAAGGCACUAAGCGAACGGGUAAUGGAUUAUGUCGUGUCCACCUGGGCCAUGACGAAAGGAUUGGAUACCGAUAAGGUCCUAAACUAUUGCCCAAAGGAUAUGAAAGCGGACAUUUGUGUACACCUGAAUCGAAAAGUAUUCAACGAGCAUCCAGCGUUCAGGCUGGCUUCGGAUGGAUGUUUACGAGCGCUAGCCAUGCACUUUUGCAUGUCGCAUUCCGCUCCAGGCGAUCUGUUGUACCAUACCGGCGAAAGCAUCGAUAGCUUGUGUUUUAUUGUCACUGGAAGCCUAGAAGUCAUACAGGACGACGAGGUGGUGGCCAUUCUGGGCAAGGGGGAUGUUUUCGGGGACUCCUUUUGGAAGGAUUCGGCCGUCGGUCAGAGUGCAGCAAACGUGCGAGCACUAACUUACUGUGAUCUACACGCGAUAAAACGGGACAAAUUGCUCGAAGUAUUAGAUUUUUAUUCGAGUUUUGGUAAUAGUUUUGCGAGGAAUUUAGUUCUGACCUAUAAUUUAAGGCAUCGAUUAAUAUUUAGGAAAGUAGCGGAUGUGCGACGAGAGAAAGAACUGGCUGAGCGGCGGAAAAAUGAACCCCAGUUAGGCUCUAGCCAAGACCACCUGGUAAGAAAAAUAUUUUCAAAAUUUAGACGGGCUCAGCAGAGUGCACAAGGAACAAAGGAGCAAACUGGUUUCACUCAGAGCGAUGUUGAGAAGGGAGACACAGAUACAGACAAAGGAAAGCUGCCGGCUAAGCUAACACUUACCGAAGACUCUCGCGUCCUAACAACCGUCCCAUCACCAUCACCAUCACCGUCACCUUCGUCCGGACCCCCGUCGGCAAAAGGAGCACGGGCUAGCAAGUGGGGACGCCUGCUCGGUAGUUCUAGUGUUGAUUCGGCCAGCGAUACUAGCACAAAGGUAGCUGUUUCGAGAAGCUUAAGUGCACGUGAAAGUUUGCGUGAAAGUGCACAAGGUAGAGCCAGUAUUAGUUCGAGUAGUAAUGGCGGUCAAGGCAAUAAGAUUUUUCCAAAAGCUCCGAAGUUAUCAGCUGGACCAGCCACAUUAGCACGGCAGGAUACAAUUGACGAAGGAGGGGAAGUCGACCAUACGCCUAAUCGAGAGCGACCCAAUGUAGUGCAUAUUGAACGUGACGGUAGUAAACCUCCAUCCUUGGAACGGCAGCCUACCGAACGUGAUCGUCUGUUAGAUAGUGCCAGUACAAAUAGAGAUCGUGAACGCGAACGAGAACGUGAACGGGAACGAGAGCGUGAACGAGAAAGAGAGCGCGAACGGGAGCGACACAUGGAUCGAAACUUAUCGCUCGAACGCGAGAGACAAAUAGAAAUGGCCCAAUCUAGAGCGACCACAUCCGAUACGUACGAUACGGGCCUACGAGAGCAGCCAUCAACGUUGGCACAACGGGACUUAAUCGCGACAGUACUAGAUAUGAAGGUAGAUGUCCGCUUGGAAAUGCAGCGGAUGGCACAAAGAAUGAGCAAAAUCGAGGAACUGCUAAACGAACUUAUCAACCGAAUACAGAUCGAUUCAUCCGGUCAAAGUUCUCCCGGAGAUAUGACAGGCACCAACGUUGUUCCGACCUCCACUGCAAGCACAAAUAACCCCAGCUCCAAUCCAAGCCCAACAACCAGCAUACUGAAUCCGGCACCAGGGACCGCUGGAACAGUAACCUCACCAACAACUCUGAUUCCCGGAGGAAACGGAUUAGGACCUAUACUGCUACGAAAGCGAAGAUCUAAAAGUCGUAAAGCUCCUGCACCUCCGAAGCAGAGCCCCGAACAGACGCGGCUGCUCGAGGCUGAACCAUCCUCCUCGUCCUCCACCAGAAAACGCGAGUUCCUCUAGCCCCGGAUUCUCUUGCGGCAUCAGGCAGAUAACAGCUCGAGUGAACAACAGCAAUAGACAAGUGAGAGUAGUUUUUUGGCUCGCAGAACAGCAUAUGGUCGCAUUCAUUUCUUUGAAUUUCACGAAAUUUUAUUAUGUGGUUCUAAUUGAAUCGAAAACAAAACUAAGUGACAAGUUGGUGCAAAGCAUGCAGUCUUUGAUUCUUCUACAAUUGAUCUCCUUAGAUCUUUCUGAUUCGAAAUGCCUUUUUCAAUGUCGUUGUCAGCAAAGAAAGCUUUUCGCUCCUUUUUCCUAUAUUCCAUACUUUAUGUUGUAUAACAGGCCAGCCGAACGAUUUAAAAUGAGUUUUCUUUAGAUAUAUAUUAAUUUUUAUUUUAUUUUUAACAAACAGUGUUUCAAUAUGAUAGAUCUGAUCUUUUCAUUUUACAUCUACAUCUACAUCUACAAUUUUAAUACUCGCAAAACGUCUACUUCCUCGUUGAACUUUUCUUCAGAAAUUUUCUUAUAUUAUAUACAAUGUUUGACGCAAAGUAAAGCACAAUUAGAAAUACCCGUUUAUUAUGUAAUUUUGUAUUAUGAAUGGAUAUAUAAGCAUUUAAAAUGUGCAGUUCGUCUAAACUUUCCAAUUGAAAUAUUUACUAGGAAUACUGCAUGUUUCUAGAAAGAAACGGCAUUUUUGACGGCAAACGCAAUUUUAUUAUCAUAAUUUCCACAGUAAAUUUCGCGAAAUUCAAAGGCUAAUGCUUCAAGUGUACUCUGCAUUUGCCUAAAGAAAAUAAGUUUUCGAACCAAUCAAGUUAUCAAAACAGUAACCUAUUGUAUAUAUUCACUCAUCGACAACAAAGGACAAUUGUUACAAUUUGUAUGAUAUAAUCAAAAACCAGAAUCUUCCUACUAUAUUCUUUAAAUUGUUUUUCCCACCAAACUUGCGUUAGUCGUUUCCAAAAAGAAUAUUAUUUACCCCACUAGCAGAAGCAUUAUUUAUUGCCGCCCCAUCGACAAGAGUGAGCGAUUCCUGAACGAUUUCCUAAUCAUAGAUGUGGCAAUCAAUCUUGACAGUUUCCCGAUGACAAGCGUAUUUUUACACAAAGCUUUUCAUCAGAAAAAAAUCAGCAACUUGGGUAGAGUUUACUUUAUUAGGUUCGCUUAAUAAUCUUCGGAUUCUGAAACAUCACAACAAGAAUUUCAACAAUAACUAAAUGCUAUCAACCCACAGCAGACUGAUUUGGAAACAAUCAUUUAUUAUUGGAAAUGUCAAACAAAUAAACGCUUUUUAUUCAAAUUAUUGAUAUUUACGAAUCAAUGAUUCCCGAUAGUAGCAAUAGUUAAAAAUACCAGAUAGAUUCUUUUAAUAAAAAAAUCGAUUGAUCUCCUAAUGCAUAUGAUACGAUAAAAAUGUUACUUAGGCAAAAAGCAAUGGUUUCGCUAAUCUGCUUUCAUUCAAAGAAAACAAAUCGGGAAAGAUUGUUACAUUGAAUGCGUUUGUUCCGUAGGAUAUCCGAAAAGUAUUAGCUUGUACAUAGGAUCUUUUAUAACUAAAUAUGAUAGGAAUCGAAACAAACUGUAGAGAUUUUUAAAACCGAGAACGCAACAUUCAAGCGGGUAGGACAACUAAUCGGCAAGGGCUUUUUUUACUCUCGAUAUCAAUCGCGUGUGUUGAAAUUUUAACGACACUUAAUUUUCCUUCGUAAUUAUUACUACCUACUGGAAAAAAAAGCAAAACGAUGGUCGCUCUGCGUAGAUGAUUUAUCAACUAGGUUAAUUCAAUUCGAAUUGCAAAAUCGUUACCAGCUAUUCUUAAAGUUGAAUGCGUCAAAUAACUGUAUAAUACUGACACUACGCCUUAAACCACCAAACGGUUACACGCACCGCAUAAUCAUUGACAUUUAGAAUGAAAUAACUCACAUGUAGCCAAUUCUUGAGAAGAUUUAUUGCGUGAAUACACUCAAAAUCAUUUGUUAAACUCUAAUUAUUCGAAUGCGUUUGUUCAUCAUAUUUGCCCAUUGGAUGAUUUUCGUAGAAAAAAAAUGAAUAUGUUAAAAUGUAGUCAUAGGCCUGUAUAUUCGCUCAAUAUCAGCUUAAGUUAUCUUAUAUGCCGCAGAAAGUUUCGGGAAACAUCAAGUAAAAUGAGAAAAUUUUAGAAAUUCAGUCGAACCGAUUUCCUGCUGUAGUAACGAAACCUUUUUACGAUUCUUUUUGAUUAAUCUAUGUGUUUUUAAGAGAAAAUGAUAACAAAUCAUACCACGCCAAUUAACCCCUGCGAAUCGAUUAUGAACUUCAAAGUAAUUUCAUUCAAAAAGCUCGAUUCCGUUGUGUAACAUUUCAUCAAUUGUAUCUGAGUAGAAUGUUACCUGUCAGAUUGCAAACACACUGGAUUUAUACGUUUUGUGUAUGCCAAGCGAAGUUGGGAUACAUAACACCACUUCGAUACUUAUAUAUACUCCGGUAUACAUUUAUGUUUUUUUUUUUAGUAUAACAAAAUUUGAUUAUUGUGCAAGUAGAUUCGUAGUGCUAGUCCCGCAACUGUCAAUUGUGCUACUAACAAGUGUUUUUUAACCGUUAUGUACUCGGCAGGGUACUUUAUUGCUUUAAGAAACAAGGAUAACCUCAACAGCCAGCUGAAACUUAUGGAAUGCUCUUAACUAUAAUAACUCCAUCUCUUCGAAAAAAAAAAUAAAACAGCAAA
Molecule: messenger RNA, 7005 nt
Organism: Wyeomyia smithii (pitcher-plant mosquito)
Lineage: Eukaryota; Metazoa; Arthropoda; Insecta; Diptera; Culicidae
Gene: eag
Product: potassium voltage-gated channel protein eag
Exons: 18
Coding region: 960-4319 (1119 amino acids)
Biological process (GO): regulation of membrane potential; potassium ion transmembrane transport
Cellular component (GO): membrane
Molecular function (GO): voltage-gated potassium channel activity
Source: RefSeq, a predicted model, not a curated record